Molecule: messenger RNA, 1252 nt
Organism: Ipomoea nil (Japanese morning glory)
Lineage: Eukaryota; Viridiplantae; Streptophyta; Magnoliopsida; Solanales; Convolvulaceae
Product: probable trehalose-phosphate phosphatase H
Exons: 9
Coding region: 55-1080 (341 amino acids)
Biological process (GO): trehalose biosynthetic process
Molecular function (GO): trehalose-phosphatase activity
Source: RefSeq, a predicted model, not a curated record
UAUAUAUAUAUACCCACAGAAGAACCAGGGCGAUUGUAUUGUAUUCAAGAAGAUAUGACUAACCACAAUAAUACUGUGGCAGUUCUGUCUGCAGAUAAAAAACCAGACCCUCGCCGCCGCCGUCUCGACCUGCUGGCGGUUGCCGUUCCGGCCACCGCCAUGCUUAGCCCGACAUUGCUGGACUCCAUGAGGGAUUCGUCGCCGACCCAGACAUCCUCCCAGGAUUAUUAUAACAAUUCUUGGGCUCUUCGUUAUCCGUCUGCUUUGAGGAUGUUUGAUCGCAUAGCCGAAGCUUCUAAAGGAAAACAAAUAGUAAUGUUUCUGGACUAUGAUGGCACCCUUUCUCCCAUUGUUGAGGACCCUGACAAAGCGUUCAUGACUAAAGAGAUGAGAGAAGCAGUGAGAGAUGUAGCAAAGCAUUUCCCCACAGCAAUAGUCACUGGGAGGUGCAGAUCUAAGGUUUACAAAUUCGUAAAACUAUCAGAGCUUUACUAUGCUGGAAGCCAUGGCAUGGACAUCAAGGGACCAGUCAAAGGACACAACUAUGAAAAGGGAAAUACGUGUCUUCUAUGCCAACCUGCCACAGAAUUUUUACCAAUGAUUGAUGAGGUGUAUAAUGCUUUAUUGGGGAAGACUAAAUCAAUCCCAGGAGCUAAUGUAGAGAACAAUAAGUUUUGCUUAUCAGUGCAUUAUCGUUGCGUUGAAGAAAAGAACUGGAAUGAGCUUGGUGAACAAGUAAAAUCCGUGCUCAAGGGAUACCCAAAGCUUCGAUUAUGUCAGGGAAGAAAGGUUUUGGAAGUUCGUCCUAUCAUAAAGUGGGACAAAGGCAAGGCACUGGAAUUCUUGUUGGAAUCCUUGGGUUACGCAAACUCCGAUGAUGUUUUGCCGGUCUACAUCGGCGACGAUCGGACGGACGAGGAUGCAUUUAAGGUCCUCCGGCAAAGAAGGCAAGGUUUUGGAAUCAUAGUAUCCACAAUUCCUAAAGAAACCAGCGCUUCAUAUUCUUUACAAGAACCAUCAGAGGUUAUGCAGUUCUUGAGGCGUUUGGUGGAGUGGACCACAAAAUCUGAUCUUUCAUAAAGAUUAAAGAUGUUGCAUAGGCUAGGAGGCCGACAAGACUUUUGGCAUUUUUUAAAAUUCCUCAAAAAAAAAAAAAUCCUGGAAAUUUUAUCUAUGGAGUAUUAUUAUCUUGUGUUAUAUUAUAUUCAUUCAUAAUUCAUAAUUCAUAAUUCUGUAAUUUUCUUUUCUUUCA